AUGCCAGCCAUCCGUCACGCGUCAAAGCGGAAACCUCCUCCAGAGGGGUUCAGCGACAUCGAGGAUGACCUCCUCAUCUUUGCCAACAAGAUGAAAGACGCGCAAAACACCCCUACAGAUAACGUCCCUAAACACAAGGCGCAAUGGCCGAUAUUCCAGAUCGCACACCAGAGGAGUCGAUACGUCUACGAGCUCUACUACGAGAAGGAGGCUAUAUCGAAGCAGCUGUAUGAGUGGCUGCUGAAGAAUGGAUAUGCAGAUCCCAUGUUGAUUGCAAAGUGGAAGAAACAGGGCUAUGAAAAGCUAUGCUGCCUCAGAUGCGUGCAGACCAAGGAGACAAAUUUCAGCUCCACAUGUAUCUGCAGGGUACCAAAGGCACAGUUGAAGGAAGAGAGGGAUAUUGAGUGUGUCAACUGUGGUUGUCAUGGCUGUGCAUCCAGUGACUGA
Pyricularia pennisetigena is the source of this 447-nucleotide messenger RNA. RefSeq lists its product as uncharacterized. NCBI's taxonomy places the organism in Eukaryota, Fungi, Ascomycota, Sordariomycetes, Magnaporthales, Pyriculariaceae. The record is from RefSeq and is a predicted model, not a curated record. The coding region runs from base 1 to 447 and encodes 148 amino acids. The transcript has 2 exons. Gene Ontology annotation, cellular component: spliceosomal complex; nucleus. Gene Ontology annotation, biological process: mRNA splicing, via spliceosome.